AUGGAUGUCCAUUCAGUGAGUCGACCACUUCCACCCAUUCCGAUCACGGAUGCGAUCUCGGUUCCUCCGAUCGUACGAGCCAAUCCGAUCCGUUUUCAUCGUGUCUCAUUGCCUCCACCACCGAGAGAAUCACCUCCGCCACCGCUAUCUCCUCCGCUUAGUCCGAUCAUACGACCGCCAUCGUUUCACCAAGGCAUACUCCCCCUGAUACGAGCUGGUUCCGAAGGCCCUCGGUCACCUCAACCUUCACGAAUCACUUCCAGACCGCGGGUACCGCGGAUGGGUACAAGUGUUACCCCGACACAAUCACCCAGCCUAGUAACAAAUGCGCUGGGAUCAAAGACGGAAUUUGUGCCAACCGUCCGUUUAAGGGCUAGAUCUGUCUCGGGCCCGUCACCAAUCCAGUCACUUCUCUCAUCCGCUCGGGUAACCUCUAACACCGUAUCAUCUGAUCUACGACGCAUAUUUCGUCGUCCCUCGUAUCGGCCUGACAGUGCAAUCGACAAGCGGAUGGAGACAGUCAAUCCUGGCCGUCUGACACCAAUUUCCGAGAGAACGAACACAUCCUCUCCGUCGACCAAGCAAUCCUAUUUCAGCGAUUACUCGCUGUCUGACUCGGAAUUAUCCGACGCGACGGAGACAACAAAUCUCAGUCUUACUUGGCCCCUGUCUCGAUCGCAAACUGAUCUGUCUAACAAACUAUAUCGACCGUAUGCGAAAAUCAAUAAUUUGGAAUCUACCGGUGAGUCAAAACAGGACGUUCCGCGGAUGGAUCCACCAAGAUCGUCCGAGACCCGGUCACCUGCAGUGCCCGUGCCACUGGAGUCAACUGACCAAAUGAUGCUACCGCCCAAUGAAGUGGCCGAGUUGAGACAGUGGAUGACUGAAAUCGAUCAGGAUGAGAUUAUGCGACGAUUCAAACGAAUGCGUAUGGUCACGAUGACUGCCCGACGGUGGACUAUCAAAAGACGUCCGGAUGGAACAAGAUAUUUAGCCUAUCGUCGAUCACAUGGAAGUCGAUGCCGCCAUCAUAGCAAUGAACCAACAAGUGAAGUUGUGAAUACUCAGACAGACGAACUCGGCUGCUCGGGUCGUUCAAACAAACUAUCAAUUGAUACACCGGAUAACUGGACUAAACCAAAAUCCGAAUCAUCACCGCCACCACCACCAUCAGCAUUACAAAUAUAUGCAGGAUCAUCACCAGGUGAAUCCACUGUCCCCGAACACGAAAACAGACGAAGGCGUCCUAGAUCCCACCGAUCUGGUCAAUGUCCUAGUCAGCCUUCCACUACUUCUCCCAACUCCGCUAGUCGACCCGAAUCGUUUCCUCCGUCGGCUACGCUACAUGGAAGAUCCGCCCAUCGGUCCAGUCCGCGUGAUGAAAUCCAACGUCGUGUUUCGGUUAGUCGCUCCACACGUCCCGCAGAUAACACGUCCACGAAUAUGCAUACCGCAUCGGUGAACAGCACCUCGCGAUCAACACAUCGUCGUGGACGGCACCGUGUCCGACGAGUGGACGGAUUUCAUGAGAUUAGUGCCAGGGUAGGACGAAAUGCUAGUUGCCGUCUUCAUCGUGCACCAGAUACACGUCCGGAGACGGUGCUGACAGGCGAACGGACUUACGUGUACUAUUUGACCACGCAUCCUGGUGGCGGUGGUGCCAGCACGCGGUCACAUGAGCGUGUACGUGAUUUGAGCUUUUCUCCUCUCUAUCCGCUAUCCUCUCGUUCACGUGCUGACAGCGCGGAUUCUGACAGUACCAAACUGAUCACCAUGCUUGUGGUUUGA
This is a messenger RNA of Echinostoma caproni, 1788 nucleotides long. The record is from the annotation of a GenBank genome assembly. NCBI's taxonomy places the organism in Eukaryota, Metazoa, Platyhelminthes, Trematoda, Plagiorchiida, Echinostomatidae.